This is a messenger RNA of Fusarium vanettenii 77-13-4, 1260 nucleotides long. RefSeq lists its product as uncharacterized. NCBI's taxonomy places the organism in Eukaryota, Fungi, Ascomycota, Sordariomycetes, Hypocreales, Nectriaceae. The transcript has a single exon. Bases 1 to 1260 code for a protein of 419 amino acids. The record is from RefSeq and is a predicted model, not a curated record.
AUGGGGCCCUCCAGAACUGCGGUUUCACACUCACAGCGCAUCGCGCUGCGCCACUACUACCAAACGGCCAAUCCAAAGCCAACCCAGUCUGCUCUUCAGAUGUGGUUCAAAUCCCACUUCGGUCACGAAAUCAGUCAGUCCAUGGUCAGCCGAAGUCUAAGCGACAGCUUCGCUCAUCUUGACAUCUUUGCUCCAACCAGUCAGGUGGUGUCCGAAUUCCGUGUGCGAACCUGCCAAUGGCCUUGGCUAGACUUGUUGCUCUCCGACUGGCUGGAUGCAGUCGAGCGUCAGUCAGGCAAAGUAUCCAACGAUGUCAUCAAACGCAAAGCAAGGCAGAUUUGGAAAGAUUCGGACAAAUCUCAGGGUCUAGCGAUGCCAAAGUUUUCUACCGGCUGGGUUGCCAAGUUCAGGAAGAGACAUGAGAUUCGACACCGAUCUCGCCAAAAUCAACACUCUGUUUUAUUGGAGGAGCCAGACCAUUUCAUAAGCAAACAAGAUUCAUCAAAAUCACAAAGAGAGCCUAUGCACGCACCUCCGGGCACUGUUAUCGUUUUAUCCCCCCAAUCCAAGGCGGCGACAAGGCAUGUUUCGGCCAAUGGCACCAGCUCUCAUUCUCAACUCAACACAUCCACUACCCUCCCACUCUCCUCCGAUCAUCUCAUUCACCUCAUUCAACAUAACGUUCUUCGGGCGUUACUCUCCAAUAAGUCUCUUCUUCGUUCCGCAGCCUCUUUCUUGAAAGGAGCGAACUCUGUCGCCUAUGGCAACGAGUCUACCACUCAACUUUGUGGUGGCCUGACAGUUGUCCGCCCUCUUCCUAACCAAAAUAUACCCGAUACACUAUACCCAACAAUAUUACAGAUGAACUGCGUUCAUACGAGCUGGAUUGAUAUGUUUCCAUUCCCGAGGUUUCGGGAUAAUCUCAUCAAGAAAGGGUCGGGCUUUGUUCUUGAGAAGAUGCGUCAAGACCUCUGUGGUGAUAUAUUUCCGGACUUUAUCUCACCCAGCCCAGCAAACUCAACGGUGCCGUCAGCUGCUGCCACUAGAGGUGCCCAUGGCCCGGAAUUUGAACAGCCCGACGAUUACACUGCGGGACGCCGAUGUCUGAUCAAUUGGGGUGAGCCGUGGAAAGUCGAAAGCUGGGAAGCCACACCCGGAUUUUUGGAGAAUUGGGGAUGGGCCUUGGAAGGUUGCGAUGAUCUAAUACAAGCAAGCAAUCGAUGGCGUAUAGCAAGAAACGAGGAGCCCCUAAGACUAUAA